AUGCGUUCCGAACCUUCAAAUCUUUUCGAGACGGCGGCGGGAGUACGGGCGAUUUCAUCUCCACACCACCUCCUCCACGACGGCUACUCGUUGCUUCGCUUCACGUUGGAGAAUAAACUGCAUGGCAUGUAUCGGACGGCUGUGAGAUCGGCCUCCCGGCAAGGUGUGACCGGCCUGUCGAGGAGCUGCACGAAGCCCCUCAACCGACGAUUCGCCUCCACAGGAUCGCCAGGCAGCAAGCGCCGGAGCUGGAAGGGCGCUACGUUACGAUGGGGUCUUGCCGGUGCAGCUGUGUACUACUACAACACAAGUUCCGUGUUCGCAGAUGAGCCGCAAAACAAGACGAUCCCCGCGCCGUCGUCCUUUGCCGACUCCGACCUCCAGACGGUCGAAUCUGUGAUUGAGGAGAAACGGAAGCAAAUCCGGGCGGCGAAAAAUCAGGAAGCUCCCUCGGCCGCCAAAGAACCGACUCGACUGGCGGACGAUCAGCAGAGCGGGACCGAGGCACAAAGCACGAGCGGCCUCGAUGGCGGACCCGCGGCGCUCGAGGAAGAGGCCGGUCAGGAGGGCGCUUUCAACCCCGAGACGGGCGAGAUCAACUGGGACUGCCCGUGCCUCGGUGGCAUGGCUCAUGGGCCUUGCGGUGAGGAGUUCAAGACUGCAUUCAGCUGCUUCGUGCACUCUACCGAGGAGCCGAAGGGAAUGGACUGCAUAGACAAGUUUCAGGGCAUGCAAGAAUGCUUCCGAAAGUACCCCGAUAUCUAUGGUGCUGAACUUGACGAAGAACCAGCAGACGACGCACCCGACGCGCCGGAGCAGGCUUUGGCAGAGGAAAAGGAAAAUUCGGGAGAGUUGGUCCCAUCGCCUGCCGCCGGCGACGCUAAUGUCAAGACGAACGACGUGUCGGGGGUGAGAACCUCUGACGCGUUGACGGCGGCGCCGAAAAACGCUGCUGCCUCGGGUGGUGAAGUGGAGAAGAAGACGGAAAUAAAAGAGGCGGCCAAAGCAGAUCCCAAAGCCGAGGGCUUGAAAAAGAAUGAAGAGAGAAAAGAGCAAGAUAUGUAG
Molecule: messenger RNA, 1065 nt
Organism: Drechmeria coniospora
Lineage: Eukaryota; Fungi; Ascomycota; Sordariomycetes; Hypocreales; Ophiocordycipitaceae
Product: intermembrane space import and assembly protein 40
Exons: 3
Coding region: 1-1065 (354 amino acids)
Biological process (GO): protein import into mitochondrial intermembrane space
Cellular component (GO): mitochondrial intermembrane space
Molecular function (GO): protein-disulfide reductase activity
Source: RefSeq, a predicted model, not a curated record